GAGACAAAGUGCUGGCGGCCCAGAAUCAUGGCUGCAAAGGGCUUCGCUUCGCGUCUCAGGGACUCGCGGCUGUUUCUGAAUGGCUUCUUGGCCGGGGCUGUAGUGGGCGCCGCAGGAGCAGGGCUGACGGCGGUGCAGUUCCUCCAGCGUCGGGACGCGGGGUCCGCGAGGCCGGCGAGGCAGCCGCACGAAUCUGCAGAAAAAGUUGUCUUGGAACAGUUUGGAUUUCCUUUAACUGGAACAGAGACCAGGCGUUACACCAACCAUGCCUUGUCGUAUGAUCAGGCAAAGCGGGUGCCCAGAUGGGUUCUUGAACAUAUAUCCAAGGACAAGAUCAUCGGUGAUGCGGACAGGAAGCACUGUAAAUUCAAGCCGGAUCCUACUGUCCCUUCAGCCUUCAGCGCCCUCAAUGAAGACUAUAUUGGAAGUGGCUGGUCACGAGGCCACAUGGCCCCGGCAGGAAAUAACAAGUUUUCCAGUGAAGCCAUGGCAGAAACCUUUUACCUUUCUAACAUUGUGCCUCAGAAUUUUGAGAAUAAUUCCGGCUACUGGAAUAGGAUAGAAAUGUACUGCCGUGAGCUGACGGAGAGAUUUGAAGAUGUUUGGAUAGUAUCGGGACCUUUAACCUUACCUCAUACUAGAAACGAUGGAACAAAGACAGUUAGUUACCAGGUGAUCGGUGAGGACAAUGUGGCAGUCCCCUCACACCUUUACAAGGUAAUCCUGGCUCGCAGAAGCCCAGAAUCCACCGAGCCACUGGCACUGGGGGCCUUUGUGGUACCAAAUAAAGCCAUCGGGUUCCAGUCCCAGUUAACCGAGUUCCAGGUGAGCCUCCAUGACCUAGAGAAGAUGUCAGGCCUGGUGUUUUUCCCCCAUCUGGAUAGAACCAGGGACAUCCGGAACAUUUGCUCCGUGGACACCUGCAAACUCCUGGGGUUCCAGGAGUUCACUCUGUACCUGAGCACAAGGAAGAUCGACGGAGCCCGGUCUGUGGCCAGACUGGAGAAGGUUCUGGAAGCUUUGAAGAGCUCCGGGGUGGAACCUGACGAUUACUUCCUGAGUCGCUAUGGGAAAAAGCUGGAGGAACUGAAGGCUAAGGAGCAGAAGGACGCCCAGCUGGAAAAGCAGUCCUAGCGUCUGCCUGGGUGUGCGCUCAGCGUCUGAGACGAACAGGCAAGGCCUCUCCGGGCAGAGGCGUUUUCAAGAAAUGAUGGAAUCCUGACCAAAACCCACUGGCUCAAAACUCAGUGUUGUUUUCCCUAGGACCGGAGUUGGCUGAGGUGGUUUUAAAACUCUCUUCUCUCCGAUUUGCAUUUGCAUGCUUCUUCUCUCAUGGCCUUGAGAUCCUGCAACCGAGCAUCCGAUGACUGCUCCUCCCCUGUGCAAACCCUGCUGUUCCCAUCUUACCUGUGGGGAAGACAAGGCUCAGGGAGCUUCAUGUCCCCCAUUGGUGUUCUACAGCAGUCUCCCGGAUGCCUCAGAGUUAAGACAAAGUAGAUGGGGUUUGACUCAGUCCGUAUUGACGGCUGUUUCUGGUGCCAAGGCCCUCCUGGUGAGAAGGGUCUGUCUCCUCAGAAGAGUGAGCACGUCAUCUCUGUGGGAAGAAACAGCGGGUCUUUGAAAGAUGGAGGUACCUCGUGGGUUUCACCAGAGCCUGUGGUUCCCUCCAGGGAUCACGUGGUGCCAGAUAAGUGUGUUUCUUGCUUCAUGGGGGCCGUUCUAAGGGAGCGCAAGAAAGGUGCGUGCUGAGAGUCGCCGGGUACCUCUGUUCUUUCCUGCUACCUGCCUGGCCAGCACACCACAGGUAGGUCUAGCCUGGGCCCAAGCUCCAGAGCAGUUCAUUCCCAGGGGAAAGAGCAGCUGCUCUCUGUGCUGACCUACACUGCUGUGUACAGAUCUUGAGCUGUCCUGAGUAUGCUCGGCCCAGUAGCUUCCGGGCAGAAGGACUUGUCUGAAUCUGCCACUCUGCCUCUGUCUUCUGAGCAGUACGAGAGUGAUCUUUGUGGCGUUGUGUUUGCCUCUGAUGGAAAUGCCAUGGCUUUACAAUAAAGACAAGAAGGCAGUG
This is a messenger RNA of Rattus rattus (black rat), 2065 nucleotides long. RefSeq names its product exo/endonuclease G (gene Exog). Gene Ontology annotation, molecular function: RNA endonuclease activity; nucleic acid binding; 5'-3' exonuclease activity. The record is from RefSeq and is a predicted model, not a curated record. Gene Ontology annotation, biological process: apoptotic DNA fragmentation. Gene Ontology annotation, cellular component: mitochondrial inner membrane; nucleus. NCBI's taxonomy places the organism in Eukaryota, Metazoa, Chordata, Mammalia, Rodentia, Muridae.